Molecule: messenger RNA, 2144 nt
Organism: Calidris pugnax (ruff)
Lineage: Eukaryota; Metazoa; Chordata; Aves; Charadriiformes; Scolopacidae
Gene: NSUN4
Product: NOP2/Sun RNA methyltransferase family member 4
Exons: 6
Coding region: 773-1981 (402 amino acids)
Biological process (GO): rRNA methylation
Cellular component (GO): mitochondrial large ribosomal subunit
Molecular function (GO): methyltransferase activity
Source: RefSeq, a predicted model, not a curated record
AUGUCCCUCUAUCCCACAGGGAGGAAAUUGUUUGCUGGAGCCACAAAGGUUAUUUCCAAGCCCCAUAAGACCAAUAUUGUUCACACAGGAUAUUUGGGGGGCAAACUGUGAAGCUGUCCCUCGCUGUCACCUUCUGCCACCAGCAGCUGGAAGAGCCUCCUGGCUGCAGUUGGCUUUGGGUUCUUGGCCAAAGUGACCAACCAGAUGGGCACCGUGGUGGUGCCACCUCCUCAAACCCUGAGCAGAGCCUGAAGGACCACCUGGGGGAACCAAAACCUUUCUGUGUGAACCACCAGCCCCUUCUGCUGACCUGUGGACGGGUCAAGUUCACCCUCUGCCUGUUUUCCUUCCCAGGAGGAUGUUUAACAGCAGGAAAAGGGAUGUUUUAUAGGGCAAUUCUUCAAGGUGAAAAAACCAUGUUUUUAAUUCGGCUGUUCUUCAUUGAUAGAGCUGCCUCUCAUCCUUUUGCUGGUGGAUUUUGAGCUCAAUCCUUAAUGGAUUGAAAUGGAGGUUUAUUAGGGUAAAUGUAGCUUACGUAGCCUGUUAAUAUUCGGAGUUUUGGGGUUUGUUGUUUUUUUUUUUUGUAGCACAGGGUCUGUAAAGAAGGCUCCGGGCCGGGCUGCGAGCCCUUGUGCCGCCGCAGGGCCCCUUUUGUCGCCGGAUCCUUUCCAGCAGCCGGUGCCUUCACCCGGUUCCUCAUCCCCCGGCACCGGGGGGAGCCCGGACGGGGGUUGUCCCUUCGGGGGCGGUCCCGGUCCCGCCCCGGAAAGCGAUGGCGGCGGCGAUGGCGGCGUCGGGGAUGAUGCUGCUGCUGCUGCGGCGGGGGCGGCCGCCGCCACCGGGGCUGGGACCGGCACCGCGCCGGUACCGCUACAAGGAGAAGUGGGCUGCCACGGCCCCCCGCAUCCCGCCCACGCGGCUGGCCCUGCACCACUUCGACGUGAACUACAGCCUGCAGCUGAAGGACCAGUGGCCCUCGGUCCGUGCUGGCCUCCUCUGCGAGCAGAAGUAUGGUGCUCUCCUCAACAACUUCUCUGCUGCCCACCAUGUCGCCCAAGAGCUGGAGCUGCUCAAUGCCACCAAUUUUGUUUCCGAAGCCCCCAAAAAGGCGGAAAGCGUGUCCCAGGAGGGGUCCGGCGAGGGCAGGAUGGUCACGCAGGCAGAGAUGAUGACGCAGGCAGAGAUGUCACCACCACUUCGUGCCUCCAUCACCUCCAACAUCAAGUGCUACACCUUCCCCAGGGGCGACAUCACGCGCUUUCGCCCGGCACGGCCGGACACCGUGGGUCUCCUUGACUAUUAUCUCAUGGAUGCAGCAUCUCUCCUGCCCGUCCUGGCGCUUGACGUGCAGCCGGAUGACUUUGUCCUCGACCUCUGUGCGGCUCCGGGUGGCAAGACUCUGGCUCUGCUGCAGACUGGGCUUUGUGGGCAUCUGGCAGCCAACGACGUCUCCAUCUCCCGGACAAAGAGGCUGUACCAGAUUCUCCAAAGCUACGUCCCCAGGGAAGUCAGGGAAAACGUGAGCGUCACGUCCCAUGAUGGACGGGACUGGGGGCAGCUGGAAGGUGGCACUUUCCACAAGGUCCUGGUGGAUGUGCCCUGCACGACGGACAGGCACUCUGUCAUGGAGCAGGACAACAACAUCUUCCACAAGAGAAGGACCAAGGAGCGUCAGAUGUUGCCCAUGCUGCAGCUGCAGCUGCUGGUGGCUGGGAUCCUGGCCACCAGGCCGGGAGGAGAGGUGGUGUAUUCUACGUGCUCCAUCUCCCCACUGCAGAACGAGUACGUGAUCGAGAGAGCGGUAGAAGUCGCAGAAGCCCAGUAUGACAUCAGGGUCCACAUUGAGGACUUGAGCCAUUUCAGGACGCUCUUCCAGGACACGUUUUCCUUCUUCUCGGAUUGCCGGCUGGGGGAGCUUGUUCUGCCUCACCUCACAGCCAACUUUGGACCUAUGUACUUCUGCAAAUUGCGUCGGAUGUAGACGGGGUGACAGACUAUACCUGUGGGUAUACCCAAAUUUCCAGGGGAAGCAAAACCGCUUCAUAUUUAUUUUUCUUUUUUAAAAUGACCCAAAGGAGGUUGCUUUUUUUUACUGCAGAGAUAGAGAAUAAAUGAGAAAGACUUGCUGUGGAAUCUCCUGCAUA